Messenger RNA from Diatraea saccharalis (sugarcane borer), 861 nucleotides. The record is from the annotation of a GenBank genome assembly. Lineage: Eukaryota; Metazoa; Arthropoda; Insecta; Lepidoptera; Crambidae.
AUGCAUAUCGAUAAUUGCGAUAGACUAUGGGUAGUCGAUAACGGAGUCGCUGAUAUGUCAACGGACGUGAAACAGAUCUCGGAGCCAGCAAUCGUGGUGUUCGACUUGAACAAAAACUCUGUUAUACGUCGGUUUGAUAUGACUGGUGAUGUGUUGAGAGACUCAUCAGUUCUCACUAGUUUGGUAGUCGACUUCGUAGAUAAAUCGUGCGAUUCCGACAAUGUGUACGCUUAUAUCACCGACAUGGGCUCCAACGCUAUCAUAGUGUACAGCUUCAAAGAGAACGAGGCUUGGCGGGUCGAGAAUCAUUACUUUCAUUUUGAUCCUCACGCUGGGGUUUAUAAAGUCGGAGACAUUGACUUUUACGGGAGCGAUGGGAUAUCUUCUGCAGCGUUAUCACAAGUGAAGAACGAUGGCUACCGGGAUCUAUACCUGCAUCCUACAUCCAGUACGAAGCAGUUUAAAAUGUCCACCAAACUGUUGAGGCACAAAGAUGCGCCCACGGAGGAUAUAUUCAAUGGAGUUGUGGUAGUGGGAGAUAAAGGUCCAUAUUCACAAGCUUCCGCAUGCGAUUUUGAUAAGAAAAAUAAUGUACUUUUCUUCACAGAGGUAUGCAAAAAUGCAAUCGGAUGCUGGAAUAUUGACAAGCCUUUUACUCCUGAAAACACACCGACCAUCAUAAGAGACUGCAAUUUAUUGGAAUUCCCCAACGACGUCAAGGACAUGCCCAUAUCGGCUGCACCAGCUUUUCUUUCGUCAGAUUUUAGUGCUAUGCGGGUGUUGAUCAUAUUUACUGAAGUUAUAUGUUUAGAUGAAGAGAUCUUAAUAUUUACAAGUAGUUAUUGCUUAACUUCGUCGUAG